AUGACGCAUGUGCAGAUGGAGCACUGUGAACAAGUCUCCCCCGAACAGGUCGAGAGUGUUGCCCACCAAUCCGGAAGGCCGCUUACCCAUCUUGCCGCGUCCGAAUGCCCUUUGUGUGACUAUUCCGCUGUGCUCAGAUGUCGAGGCUACACGGACGACGAGGUGGCCCACGUCAGAGCAGAGAAACUUGGCAGACACUUGGGCCGUCAUUUAGAGCAACUCGCAUUAUUUGUCCUUCCACCUACUGAUCUGGCGUAUGUACACGAAGCUGUGUCUGAAGCUGGGUCCCUGGAGCAUCGCGAGAGCAAUCCAGACGAAGCCGAAAACGAACCCACCGUCCAAAUUCUCUCAGAGCCAGACCUCGUCCAUAAGCUCUUUGUUGAGGCAGAUCUGCAGUUGACACCGCCGGGAAUCUUGUCGGAUCUACUUGAUUUGGCCAUGCGAUGGCAACCUCCACAGGACUUUACACCCCCCAAUGAAUACUUUGAUACCGAAGACGCAGAUCUUCUUCCACUACGACAAGAGUCUAUCUUUGGCGGCGAUCUUCAUACAGCAGGCUGGGCGAGGGGAUUCGGCGCCAGGAAAGAAGGCUAUUGCGCUCGUUGCCCCGUUGGACACUGGGUCAAUAUUCCAGAUGGCAGCUACGGCUUCCGCUUGACUUAUUUCCACGGAGUUCCUGACUCAGGAGUUCCAUUGCCGCGACCAUCGACUAUUCAGCCAGUCCAAGGACUGUUUGGCGUGUGGGAAGGCUUUUGCGAGGCUUGCGGAAAAAUGGAAGGUCUUGAAAAAGACAAAGCGAGGAUGGAACUGGUAUCGGCAUUGGCUGCAGGUAAGGAUCCCGUUCUCUACACCCACAACAUAAAUACUCACCAGCACCGGCAGGAGCAUGCAGACAUUGUGCGGAGCAGGACAGAAGCAGUUCGAGGGGGCACUGCACCUCAAAAUGUGCAUAUUCAUACCAGCAGAGUAUCCGUGUCGAAUGAGCCGUCUCUCGCAAAUGAUCUUGAAGAGCUGGACAGAAUGCUAGGAUCAAAGCCUGAACUAAUAAGCAAUGACGCCUUCAUCGAUCGUCAGCUUGCAAAUUUUGCGAAAGAGGACAUGCCUAGGGCAAUGGAGACGCUUCUAUUGCGCCUGAAAGCCACUCAAUCCGUCAAUGAAAUGAGCAUUUUGGCGAAUUCAAGAAGCGCCGAUGGCGAAAGCUUGCUCAUGAUCUCAGCUGCGCAAAGUCAAGAUCGCGUCGUCAAGCUUCUCCUUGAUCUUGGGGCAGACCCUAACGCUACAGGGCCUGGGGACCAGACUGCGUUGGACCUCGCCACUGGCAGGGGUAAUUUCUUGAUGGCCCGGCAGCUCGUGAAUGGGGGAGCGGACACUUCCAGAUCAUAUGUUUUCCAGAAAAUCUUCUCCAGCGACCGAGAAUACGCUGGUGAGAUGACAAGGGUUCUCAAAGAAGUCGCUCCACUGUCCCAGGUUAAUCCGUCAGCCCUCAGUGCUUUCAGCAGAGCCGCAUUCGAAGGAGACUUCGCCUCAGUCAGGACCUUCCUGGGCAGCGAGGGUGGUGGGCCUUCCUCAUGUGAUACAGAGGAAGGUAGCGAAUUGGAGGUCCUAGAUGAGGAUGCAGUGCUCACCGAAGAAAGUGAGACUCGACCUCAGCAGCAGCGAAUUGGGAGAGCAUACAAAGUGGGUUGGACGCCGUUGAUGGUGGCGUGUCAGAUGGGACAUCUGGAGGUUGUCACCAUGCUGAUGAAUGCAGGGGCGAACCCGGCCCCCAAAAGCCCUUUGUUUAAGACGGCUCUGGAAAUUGCGAAAGAGAAUGGCAGAGUAGAUGUUGUAGAAUACCUUGGUAGAAGAUUGAAGGCCAGAUAG
Molecule: messenger RNA, 1863 nt
Organism: Cladophialophora psammophila CBS 110553
Lineage: Eukaryota; Fungi; Ascomycota; Eurotiomycetes; Chaetothyriales; Herpotrichiellaceae
Exons: 1
Coding region: 1-1863 (620 amino acids)
Molecular function (GO): protein binding
Source: RefSeq, a predicted model, not a curated record